Calypte anna (Anna's hummingbird) is the source of this 8501-nucleotide messenger RNA. It is a transcript of the gene ANK2, whose product is annotated as ankyrin 2. The transcript is spliced from 51 exons. The record is from RefSeq and is a predicted model, not a curated record. Gene Ontology annotation, molecular function: protein binding. Gene Ontology annotation, cellular component: T-tubule. The coding region runs from base 5 to 6244 and encodes 2079 amino acids. Lineage: Eukaryota; Metazoa; Chordata; Aves; Apodiformes; Trochilidae. Gene Ontology annotation, biological process: signal transduction; protein localization to T-tubule; regulation of cardiac muscle contraction.
UGCUAUGGGCAAUGCACCCCUUUGCCAGGCUUGUCAUUCAGAGAAGGGUUUGCAAACGCAAGGGAACAUCCAGGACUUGGAUAAAACCCCUGAUUAUUAUGGAUGCAACAGUGAAGAAAGUAAAGAUCCUGAAGCCCUGUCUGACAGCAAUGCAAGCUUCCUCCGAGCUGCCAGAGCUGGCAAUCUGGACAAAGUAGUGGAAUACCUGAAGAGUGGAAUAGACAUUAACACAUGUAAUCAGAAUGGACUCAAUGCUCUGCACCUGGCAGCUAAAGAAGGCCAUGUGGGACUGGUACAAGAGUUACUGGAGAGAGGGUCGGCGGUGGAUUCCGCCACCAAGAAAGGGAAUACAGCCCUGCACAUUGCAUCCUUAGCAGGACAAGCUGAAGUUGUCAAGGUUCUGGUCAAGGAAGGAGCCAAUAUUAAUGCACAGUCUCAGAAUGGCUUUACUCCUUUAUAUAUGGCAGCUCAAGAGAACCACAUUGAAGUGGUGAAAUAUCUCCUGGAGAAUGGAGCCAACCAAAGCACAGCUACUGAGGAUGGUUUCACUCCUCUGGCUGUUGCACUGCAACAAGGACACAACCAGGCGGUGGCCAUCCUCCUGGAAAAUGACACCAAGGGGAAGGUGAGAUUACCAGCUCUGCACAUCGCCGCUCGAAAAGACGACACCAAGUCAGCAGCACUGCUGCUGCAGAACGACCACAACGCUGAUGUGCAGUCCAAGAUGAUGGUGAAUAGGACGACUGAGAGUGGCUUUACACCUUUGCACAUAGCUGCACACUAUGGAAAUGUCAACGUGGCAACACUUCUGCUAAACCGAGGAGCUGCGGUCGAUUUCACAGCGAGGAAUGGAAUCACCCCACUGCAUGUGGCUUCCAAAAGGGGAAACACAAACAUGGUGAAGCUCUUGUUGGAUCGCGGAGGGCAGAUCGAUGCCAAAACCAGGGAUGGACUCACCCCACUCCACUGUGCUGCAAGAAGUGGCCAUGACCAAGUUGUGGAGCUGCUCCUAGAACGAGGUGCCCCACUGCUUGCACGGACCAAGAAUGGACUCUCACCCCUUCACAUGGCAGCCCAGGGGGACCAUGUGGAAUGUGUCAAACACCUACUGCAGCACAAAGCUCCCGUGGAUGAUGUCACUCUGGAUUACCUGACUGCCCUCCACGUGGCUGCACACUGCGGCCACUAUCGUGUCACCAAACUCCUCCUGGACAAGAGGGCAAAUCCCAAUGCUCGUGCCCUGAAUGGUUUUACUCCACUGCACAUUGCCUGCAAGAAAAAUCGCAUCAAAGUCAUGGAACUCCUGGUGAAAUAUGGGGCUUCAAUCCAGGCUAUAACAGAGUCGGGCCUCACACCAAUACACGUGGCUGCAUUUAUGGGCCACUUGAACAUAGUCCUCCUUCUGCUGCAGAACGGAGCCUCCCCUGAUGUCACUAACAUUCGUGGAGAAACUGCAUUGCACAUGGCAGCACGUGCUGGGCAGGUGGAAGUAGUUCGCUGCCUCCUGAGGAACGGGGCCCUGGUUGAUGCCCGAGCCAGGGAAGAACAGACCCCACUGCACAUUGCUUCUCGCCUGGGGAAAACAGAGAUCGUCCAGCUCCUACUGCAGCACAUGGCCCACCCCGAUGCUGCCACAACGAAUGGCUACACCCCCCUGCACAUCUCUGCCAGAGAGGGACAAGUGGAUGUCGCCUCAGUUCUCCUAGAGGCAGGUGCCUCGCACUCCAUGUCCACCAAAAAGGGAUUCACACCUUUGCACGUGGCGGCCAAAUACGGGAGCCUGGAAGUAGCAAAACUCCUGCUGCAGCGUCGUGCCUCUCCUGAUUCAGCUGGCAAGAACGGCCUCACCCCCCUGCACGUGGCCGCGCACUACGACAACCAGAAGGUGGCGCUGCUGCUGCUGGAGAAGGGCGCCUCGCCGCACGCGACCGCCAAGAAUGGAUACACCCCUCUGCAUAUUGCUGCCAAGAAAAAUCAGAUGCAGAUUGCUACUACUCUGUUGAACUACGGGGCUGAGACCAACAUUUUGACCAAGCAAGGAGUCACCCCACUUCAUUUGGCCUCCCAAGAAGGUCACACUGACAUGGUGACCUUGCUUUUGGAGAAAGGAUCCAAUAUCCAUGUGGCAACAAAGACUGGACUGACAUCCUUGCACCUUGCUGCUCAAGAGGAUAAAGUGACUGUGGCUGAAAUACUCACAAAACAUGGUGCUAACCAGGAUGCACAGACAAAGCUUGGUUAUACACCUUUAAUUGUGGCGUGUCACUAUGGAAACAUCAAAAUGGUGAAUUUUCUUCUCAAGCAGGGAGCAAAUGUCAAUGCUAAAACAAAGAAUGGGUACACCCCUCUUCACCAAGCUGCUCAGCAAGGCCACACUCACAUCAUUAAUGUCCUUCUCCAGCAUGGAGCCAAGCCCAACGCCAUCACCACUAAUGGUAACACUGCCUUAGCCAUCGCCAGGCGGCUGGGAUACAUCUCCGUGGUGGAUACACUGAAGGUUGUAACAGAGGAGAUUACCACCACCACAACUACUGUAACAGAGAAGCACAAGCUAAAUGUACCUGAGACAAUGACUGAGGUCCUGGAUGUUUCAGAUGAAGAAGCCUUUAAACACUCUGAUGAUGAACACCUCAGUGAUGGUGAAGUGUGCAAUGGCACAGGUGCUGUUAGCAGAAGUUCGUGGAGUGAUGACACAAUGACAGGAGAUGGAGGAGAGUACCUUAGGCCAGAAGACCUCAGAGAACUGGGAGAUGACUCCUUACCCAGCAGCCAGUUCUUAGAUGGAAUGAACUACCUAAGGUACAGCUUGGAAGGAGGACGAUCUGACAGCACCAUGCCCAGCCUGCGAUCCUUCAGUUCAGACAGGUCCCACACCCUGAGCCAUGCCUCCUACCUGAGGGACAGUGCCAUGAUCGACGAGACAGUUGUCAUCCCCAGCCAGCAGGUAACAACUCUGGCCAAAGAAGCUGAAAGGAAUUCGUAUCGCUUAAGCUGGGGGCCUGAAAACUUGGACAACGUGGCUCUUUCUUCCAGCCCUAUUCAUUCGGGCUGCAUGUCUGCCAAAAAGGAGGCUGGAUCCUUGCUAACAAGAUGCUCUUCUCCAUGUCUUGAUCAUGACAACAGCAGCUUCCUGGUCAGUUUCAUGGUGGAUGCUCGUGGGGGUGCCAUGAGAGGCUGCAGACACAACGGGCUCCGGAUCAUUAUUCCCCCACGGAAGUGCACGGCUCCCACCAGAGUGACUUGCCGGCUGGUGAAACGCCACAGAUUGGCCACCAUGCCCCCCAUGGUGGAGGGUGAAGGGCUGGCCAGCCGCCUGAUUGAAGUUGGACCUUCUGGUGCUCAGUUCCUUGGGCCUGUGAUUGUGGAGAUUCCCCAUUUUGCUGCUCUGCGGGGCAAAGAGAGAGAGCUGGUGAUCCUGCGCAGUGAGAAUGGGGACAGCUGGAAGGAGCACUUCUGUGAAUACACUGAGGAUGAACUGAAUGAAAUCUUGAAUGGGAUGGAUGAAGUCCUUGACAGCCCAGAGGAGCUGGAGAAGAAGCGCAUCUGCCGCAUCAUCACCCGAGAUUUCCCUCAGUACUUUGCAGUGGUGUCCCGGAUCAAGCAGGACAGCAACCUCAUCGGGCCAGAGGGAGGUGUGCUGAGCAGCACCGUGGUGUCCCAGGUGCAGGCAGUCUUCCCAGAAGGGGCUCUAACCAAACGAAUCCGUGUUGGUCUUCAGGCUCAACCUAUGCAUACUGAACUUAUAAAGAAGAUUUUAGGCAACAAGGCUACCUUCAGUCCUAUAGUCACACUGGAGCCCAGGAGGAGGAAGUUCCAUAAACCCAUCACGAUGACAAUUCCUGUCCCCAAGGCCUCCAGUGAUGGGAUCAUGAAUGGUUAUGGAGGGGACACCCCCACUUUAAGGUUACUGUGCAGCAUAACAGGAGGAACCACCCCUGCCCAAUGGGAAGACAUCACUGGAACAACACCACUGACAUUUGUUAAUGAAUGUGUUUCCUUCACAACAAAUGUGUCUGCCAGAUUUUGGUUGAUAGACUGUCGACAGACACAAGAAUCUGUUACUUUUGCUUCCCAAGUGUACAGAGAGAUUAUCUGUGUCCCCUACAUGGCCAAAUUUGUGGUGUUUGCCAAAUCCCAUGAUCCCAUUGAAGCACGGUUAAGAUGCUUUUGCAUGACAGAUGACAAGGUGGAUAAGACUCUAGAACAACAAGAAAAUUUUGCUGAAGUUGCCAGAAGCAGGGAUGUAGAGGUACUAGAAGGAAAACCCAUCUAUGUUGACUGCUUUGGCAACUUGGUGCCACUCACAAAGAGUGGCCAACAUCAUAUAUUCAGUUUUUUUGCCUUCAAAGAAAACAGACUUCCUCUGUUUGUUAAGGUGCGAGAUACCACCCAGGAGCCCUGUGGAAGAUUAUCUUUCAUGAAGGAGCCAAAAUCUACAAGAGGCCUCGUUCACCAAGCCAUAUGUAAUUUAAACAUCACUUUGCCCAUAUACAUAAAGGAGUCAGAUUCAGAUCAAGAACCAGAAGAGGUUGAAAUGGCUUCAGAAAAAAAUCAACAGCAUGAUCGGGAAAGGACAGAGGAAAGGCUGGCACACAUUGCUGAUCACCUUGGAUUCAGCUGGACAGAGCUAGCAAGAGAACUGGAUUUCACAGAAGAGCAAAUUCACCAGAUCCGAAUUGAAAAUCCUAAUUCACUUCAAGACCAGAGCCAUGCACUCCUCAAAUACUGGCUUGAAAGGGAUGGGAAACAUGCAACAGAUACAAACCUUACCCAAUGCCUCACCAAAAUCAACCGGAUGGAUAUCGUGCACCUGAUGGAGACCAGUGGCAUCGACUCCCUGCAGGCCCACGGCACCCGCACCUACGCGGACAUCGAACAGACAAUAGGACUGGACCACAGUGAAGGGUUUUCUGUACUGCAAGAAGAACUGUACAGCUCAAGACACAAGCAAGAACAACACAGGAUAUCUAAAGACAGUGAGCCAACUGAACAGCCUCCCAUUGUCUCUGAGGAAGAUGUGUCUGUCAGUUAUUCUCCUUUUCAGGACAGUACUCCCAGGAGUGAGGCUGACGUGUCGAUGGCUGAGCUCCUGAGACAAGCACACAAGGAACAAGAAGCUGAAUUCUCAGGGAAACCCCAAGAGGUGCCAGAAAGAACAUCUGCUUCUCAGCAUGAAUAUUUUGUCACAACUUCAGGAACUGGAAAAGCAGCAAGUGAAAAAUCUGCACGUGGAAGUGCAGUAAAAGAAGAGAGAGAAAAAUCAUCCCCACAGCCCCCAUCAUCUGCUCAGAGAGGUGACUCUCCCAUCAUCCAAGAGCCCGAGGACCCCCAACUCCACCAGGCUGACUUGUCUCCAAGAAGAACCAGUCUAGUGAUAGUGGAGUCAACUGAUGAGCAGACAGAAAAGUUCGGAAGAGGCAAUGAAGAAGAAUCUUUAGAAAAGGAGCUAGAAAAGGAGUUAGGUGGGCUGGAGGCCAGCUCAGAUGAAGAUGAGAUGGUCACCACCAGGGUCAUUCGUCGCCGGGUGAUUAUCCAGGCUGAUAGUAUGCCUGAAAUGCCACCAGAAACAGUCACAGAAGAGCAAUAUACAGAUGAACAUGGCCACACAGUGGUAAAGAAGGUCACCAGAAAGAUCAUUCGGAGAUACGUUUCUCCAGAGGGCACAGAAAAAGAGGAAGUGGUGAUGCAAGGAGCACCCCAAAAUCCCAUCACUGUGGAAGAAGGAGAUGGCUAUUCCAAAGUUGUAAAAAGGGUUGUGCUGAAGAGUGAGAGUGAACAGAGAGAGGUGACCCUUUCUGAACCUGCAGCAUUGCCCAGUGCCUCCAAAUUCCAGUCAGAACCAGUGGAAGGCCGGAAGGUCAGCAAAGUGAUAAAGACCACUCUAGUGCAAGGAGAGAGGAUGGAGAAACACCUGGGGGAUUCUAGCCUAGCUACUGAUCUUCCGUCAGCCAAAGAGGACUUUGAAGAGGCUUUGAGCUAUACUGGUAACCAAGUGACAGUCCAGCUCCCCAGUUUAGUAGAGAACGAAAUCAUGAAAGAGGAUGGAUCAGUUAUUAAAAGGACAACACUAAAUAAAGCCAGCACGCAGAAGAGGACUGUGAUGAAGGAUCGGUACGGAAAACACGUUCACAUAGAAGAGCUGGAAGGCACACCAGAAGCACUACCACCAGAUGACCUCCAACAUGACCUCCAGCAGCUUCUUAGACACUUCUGCAAAGAGGACUGGAAACAGGAGGCGAAGUGAGAAGCUGCCACCCCUCAGCACCACCACAUCCCCAUCCAUCUCGUAUGCAGCAUUCAUCUCUUCUAGGUGUGGAUGUUAUUACCUACAUGAUCACUGGGAGACACUGCCAUUUCUGUUUGUGCAGAUGCAGUGAAUUAAUUUCUUACCACCACCCCCACCCCCUUCAUCCCCACCCCCCAUUUGAUUUCGGGUUUUGGGGUUCUUGGUUCUUUUUUUAACCCUGUUAAGCUAAUUUGUGACCAAAGAUAGCGUCCUUCAUUCAGGAUGAUUUAUCCACCCAAUUGUUGUCUUUGUGCUCUACUGGGAAUCUGUCAGCAUCACCACUUCUUGCUGCUCCUUUGCUUCUGCACCAGCUUCAUGAACCCACGUUUGUCAAGCCCAAACUUCAUCGACAGACCUCUUCUUCAAGUGACUGUUGUACAGGCACCAUGCACAAGGGAGCUGACGUGCAAACUGUAUAUAUAGCAAGAGUAUGGGGACUUCCAGGAAACACGCUUGCCCGUGGCUAACAGUUUGCAUCCUGGAUUUCAAGGUCUGUUGACACUGCUGAACAGCAAAUUCAUAAAACAACCUGAACACAAUCGACUGCAAAUGCAGAUGGACUGAGGAGGAAGCACUGCAGAGCUCCUGCACCUGUAAGACUUCCAGCUUAGGGAUCUGUUAUGGUUAAAGGCUCUAAGAGUCAGGCUCAAAACCUGGAAAUGCAGCUGCUCUCACAAAAGUGAAACAGCUGACUGUGGCCAUUAGCACUUCAAAAGACCUUUGGACAGCCACUUACAGAUUGCCAGAAAAAGGUAAAAAAAAAAAAAAGAAAAAAAAAGAAAAAAAAAAGGAAAAUAAUAAUAAAAAAAAAGAAUACCCAAUUAGGUACCCGACUUGCUAGCAGCUAUAUCUAUGGCACAUUUGCAUACGGUAUUAAAACCUUUUAGAUCUGGACAUGUGGCAGGGUGUAUUAAAUAAUUAUAACUCCAGUAGUUUUCCUGUUUCCAUCACUGCUUAGCAAACCACACUGUCUUAUUGGUGGUACUUCCCGCUGGCCACUGCACUGUAGAUAACUAUGGGAGAAAAGACUUACCCCACUAUACCAGGAGAAUAAUUAAUUCACCGUGUUUUCUCGAGAUUGCCUCUUAUCCGAUACAUGCAUGUGGCAUUUGAAGGUCAAAACCAACCCCUCCUCUAACCAUGCCAGCUUGUCAGCCCUCUUAGCACUGAGCGAGCAGUUUUUAUCUUCCAAUCAAGGGUUUUUUAAAGAGAAAGUGCUCACAAUCCUUGGAAGCCAGUUUCUGUUCAUAUUUUGUUAUCUAUCUAUAUAUAUAAUAUAUAUAUUUCUAAACCAACCCUCUGCAAACCAUGAUAGCAUGUCUGCACUUUUAUUUUCCAAAAAAGGGAACAUAGAGAUCUGACAUUUGGGGUGUUCUAUACCUUAAUAUUUAAUGGAGGGAGGGCAGUAGUGUUUUAGCAUAUGUAGUGGACACCUACACACACAGGCACACUAACCAAGUGUUUUUAAACAGCUCUUUGAUUUUUUUUUAAAUAGCAUUAUCAAGACCAGAGUAGAACAAAUCCUCUCCUCUAGGACAAAAACUUUUCCCCAGGCUUUUCUGGCCUUCUACAAUUACCAGGUGGUUUCUUGUUUUGUUUCUUUUUUUGACUCACUCAGUGCUCAGAACAAGGGCACAUCCUCAUUAAGGUAAUGAUGCCAAAAGCAUGACAACAUCUCCAGAUGUUCUGGCUUCCUGCAGGUGAAGCAGCCCACAGUGCCAGGCUGAUGAUAACUUUUUGUAGGCAGGAUAAAAAAAAAAAUCCAACCAAUAACACAACAAGAAAUAACCAAACAAAAGUGUUUUGGCAGCCAAACCGAAUGAGACCCAUGAGGAAACAUUUCACCAUGCACCAUGGCUUUCUUCUCAUCAGAGACAGCACAGGAUGAUCUUCAAGGAUGGGGCUCUAAAGAAAUGCAUUUCUGUUGUGUUCUUUGCGGUGCAGAUGAUGUUCUGUGUAACAACAUAAUGGUUAUUCACCUCUUAUUUUGAUUUUUUUGCUGUGUUAUCCAAGAACUUGAAUACUGUGAGAAGAAGUGAAUUUUAAGUUGACGACUCAGCAUCUUGUUCCCAUGGUGAUAACACUAAUUGAAUAUAUCUAUGAGGGCAUGUAUUAGUUAAAAAUUAAAAAAAAAAAAUACAACACUAACAAUACAUAGCUGCAAUGUGUACAAUGGCUGAUUUAACUAAAUAAAAAUGUACAAGUGUUAAAUGUA